AUGGCGCCGGCGGCUGGGAUGCUCCCCGCCGCCCUGGCCGCCUAUAAAGGCCUCCGAGCCGCCGCAGUGAACCCCCAUUUCGCCACCUCCCCCUUUCUCCUCUUCUCUGCAAGCUCCGCCCAAAACCCUAGGUCCGGCCAACCACCGUCGCCGCCGUUCUGCUCCACCCCGCGCCCUGCCGAGAAGCUCCCGAGCUCUGCCGCGACGCCCUCGACCUCCUCCGCCCGACGAGCGCAAGCGAGACGGGGCCGGAAUCGGCCGAAUCGGGCGACCUCUGCCGCGCGCGGCCACCGCCGCUCGCCGGCGUUGCCGGGCCCCCUCGCCUCGCCGUCGACACCGAAGCUCCGCGGUGAGCUUCGAGCAUCAUGGUGCCCUCCGUUCGCUCGCCCGCCUCCUGUAGCGCCCGGCCGACGUGUGCCCGCGAGUUACGCCGCCGGCCACCGCGGCCGUGGUCGCUCCGGCGACCAUUGGCGGGCGGCGCCCCCGCCAAAUGGUUCCACGCAUCGCCCUGCCUCUUUUCCCCCCUCGCGCGCCUCAAUUGUGGGCUCAAUCGCUCGAUUGGAGCUCGACCAGAGCUCCCAGUGA
Molecule: messenger RNA, 585 nt
Organism: Lolium perenne
Lineage: Eukaryota; Viridiplantae; Streptophyta; Magnoliopsida; Poales; Poaceae
Source: RefSeq, a predicted model, not a curated record